Messenger RNA from Linum tenue, 678 nucleotides. NCBI's taxonomy places the organism in Eukaryota, Viridiplantae, Streptophyta, Magnoliopsida, Malpighiales, Linaceae. The record is from the annotation of a GenBank genome assembly.
AUGAGAAUAAAUGAUUCCCUAGCAGACGAAGAACAGUUCCUUCAUGGCUAUACAUUUCCACAGUGGGUUCUUGCCUUGGGAGAUGGCUGCCUCAAAACAAGAUCUUUCCGGCAAGACACCCCAGCAGACUGGAUGCAAAUCCCGCAGGUUUUUUUAGUGGAUCAUGGCGGUGAUCCUAUUGAAUCUCUUGCAACAGACAUCUAUGAUUCGUUUGCAGAAAAUUACAAAAAUCCAUUGUAUCUUGCAAAUAGAGCAGUUGUGACUCCGACGAAUGCAACUGUCUCUGAAUUCAACAAAUACAUGUUGGAGCAGGUUCCAGACCCAGGAAAAACAUACUACAGUUCAGAUUCACUACUGCAAACAACAGAGACAGUCGACUCAUUCGAAGAGUGCUACCCGACAGAAUUUCUCAAUUCUUUGACAUUCAAUGGGAUCCCAGAUCACGAACUUACCUUAAAGAUCCAUACUCCUGUUAUGUUGCUUCGUAACAUCAGUCUAGGUCUUGGUCUAUGCAACGGGACACGAGUUAUGAUCACAUCGCUGGGCAAUGAUAUCAUCAAGGGAACUAUCAUGGGUGGUUUUGGUGAUACCGACGAAGUUAUCAUUCCAAGAAUUGUACUGAAUGUGGAGAACCCCAAGUGGCCAUUCACUCUUAAACGUCGGCAAUUUCCAAUUUGA